Messenger RNA from Somion occarium, 575 nucleotides. The record is from the annotation of a GenBank genome assembly. NCBI's taxonomy places the organism in Eukaryota, Fungi, Basidiomycota, Agaricomycetes, Polyporales, Cerrenaceae.
UGUCCAAGUUCACCGAAUUGUGGCACUUGCCACUUGAAACUCACCUGUCAGUGACACUCUACAUGUGCCUACUCAGGGAUACCCGUGCGGUCAAGGUGGUGGAAAUAGUACUCCGAUUGAUAGAACCGUCAGAGCGUAGAUCAGGACACUGCUAUCACUUCUCGUGAAAGACGGUCAUGCUCGACCAUGAUGCCGUAGUAGAAUGAUAGCUUGGCGUUAUUUAUAACACGAUUCCAUCGCCGAUGAAAACAUGUGGGCGCUGCAGACACAGCGUAUUGCCUCUGGACACGACAGUCUAUUUCAAAUUCCGCGCAUUGACUCCAUCUACCGUCCUUGCAAUCCUACAGAAAUACUGAUGGAUCACAGGGCAAAUCUGCGGUUCAACGAUGCCUGCGUGCUAAGAAACGUCAAUUUUAGGGAAAGGUACGUCAGUCAUCAGAUGUUUGAACAUAGUUUGCCGUUACAGUUCCCGUUUUCUGGUAUGGAUAACGUUAGGGUCAUAGUCGCAUUUAUUUGGUAUGAGGCACAGAUACCUCAAUCAGUGGCCAAAUGACCAAUACACUCGUGGUAGAAUC